AUGACUAUAAAAAAUAAAAAGACUAAACAAACGAAGGCGUCAGAAGUGACCUCGACGAGCAGUGCAUCGACCAGUGUGCAGAAGAGCAGCACGUCUACUGUGCAGAAGAGUAGUAACACUCUGCAGAAGGUCAGCUCGGCAGGUAAAAAGGUCCGCUACAUCGACGUAAAGGUCGAGGAGGAUGACCCGCUCAUGAUUACUGAUGUAACUGAUCACGCUUCUAUAACCGGCUCUACAAUAUCAGAGCAUUAUAAUAGCCAUCCGCACUACAUAAUAACAGAAGCACCAUCUGUGACUGAUUUAUCUCAAACCAGAUUACACGAACAUAAUGUCAGUGAUAUGGCUCAGUCUACAACCGGUGAGUUCGUCUCUAGUUCUGUACUUCAAGAGACCUCUUCAACUCACCAACAGAGCUCAAAAAGUGAAAAAUUUGAGUCGUCCUCGACCUCAGUACAACACUCUGACUCCACUCACAGUCAGACAUUUGAUAGAACGGUAGAUUCGUCCAUUGAGAACCAAACUCUCAACACUGGUUUUAUAGACAGCACCGCUCAUAACAUAAGAGGAUCAAGUGGUCAUAUUAUGAGACCUCAGGGUGCAACUGCAACUAAUUCAUUGCUUCAAUCGGAACGUGAGAAUGCAACCAAUAUACAAAGGACACAGCAAAAAACGUUUUUAUCUCGAAAAGAUAUGAAAGACAAUUUCUCGAAAAUAACUGAUAAAAAAUUUGUUAACCAGCGCGAGAAGGACAAUUAUCAUUCCUCCGAUGGAUCGAAGAGAAGUCAGACUGUUAAGUCAGACAGUGGUAAUUUUUACGGCGGAGAAGGUACGCUUGAUCGGAACGUUAAAAGUACUGAAUAUAGUACAAUAAGUCAAUCGAGUGAAAAUAAAAGUAAUAGUGUGACAAAAUCAUCGUCAUCGUCGUAUGUAGUGGAAAUUGUUGAUGGAAAAGAACGCAUAAUUGAUAGCUCCAAACGUGAAUGGGGUGACGCCCAAGAACACUUAUCAAAAGAAGCUUAUGCAAGCGUUAGUGGAACUGAUAUUAAACCGCAAUCUGUUUACAGUGCAAAAAAUUAUGACAUGAAUUCUAAAUACGACUCUGGAAAGGAUGGUAUACCUAAAAGUGAAAUGACUAUUAGAGAGGACUCAAAGUAUGUGAAGGAUGGGCAGCAAAUUAGUGCACAUGAGAGCAUUGUCGCGCAUAAAGAUACAAUUCACCACCUGAAAUCUGCUGAAGAUAGAACAUCAGUCCAUGAUAAUGUGCAAUACAUUGAUUCUUCUUCUGAUACAGUAAACAACACGCAAAGUAAUACUAACACAGUCGAAAGUAGUAAAAUAAUCAAUGAAAGUACAAAUAUACAAAGACGUAACCAGAAUACCAGAACCGAUUCGUCUAACUUUUACGGUUAUGACACAACAAUUCAAAACGAACUUCAGAAGGUUGGCGAUAUUCUGCAGGUUCGAGAUACCGACAAUAUUAACUUUUCUACUAAAAUAUUAAAGAGCAAUACAAGCAGCGCUCAACAGGCAUCAACAUCUUCUUACGUUUUAGAAGUGAUUGACGGCCAACAAAGGAUAGUGGACAGCUCUCAUCGAGAAUGGGGAGAUAGUAAAGAACACGCAACACAUGAAAAAAGUCAUUACGUUAGUGGACCAGGCAUAAAACCAGAGCAUGAAUAUACGCGACAUGUCUUAGACAAGGAAUCUUUCUAUGAUACUGGUAAAGAUGGUAUACCCAAGAGCGCAACUUCCGUUUCCGAGGAAUCAGCUUUGUAUAAAGAUGGUAAAGAGGUCGCUUCUACACGAAACGUAUAUUCUGGAGACUUCACAAAGAAGCCAGCGAUUACUGAACAUCCUUCCGAUAGAGAUGAUAUGCGUGUCAGAAACAUACAGGACACGACCAACAAAUCAGUUUAUUCUGAUACUCAAGAAACAAUCACAUCGGACAAAACCACCAACGCCCGUGAUAAUAAAAAUGUUACCACAACGACUGAUUUUAUCACAAAAGAAAAACAAAAUAUAGUAAAGGAGACAACAUCAAAAUCAACUUCUGAAAUGAAAGACACUUUGACCACAUACGAAAGAAGCACGGGAACAUGGAAUGGAAAGUUUGUUUAUGAGAAAGAUGAUGAUAGGCCAAAACGCCCUAAAGAAAUGUCACCUUUUGGUAAACCCGAACAGCCUCGACACCAUCUUAAGCGACAAGACACACAGGAUAAUAUUAUAUUAACAUCAAAAGACAUAAAAGAUUUUACAUCCAUAAGUGACUUGCGAAAAAUUAUUGAGACCUCUUCAUCGAAUAAAGAUGUAACGGUAAGUAACAAGAACAUUGUUAUAAGGAGAAAUAUUGACGACAGGGUGUUAAAGGAUAUAAUAGAAACGGUUAAAAAAUAUCCAUUUAAGAGAAUUGACAAAGUUACCUUUGGCACUAAAAUUAAUGAAGAUGUGAAAGAUCUAUAUGAAGGUGUGGAUACAGAGCAAAUGACUGUUCUAAAUUCAAGCAAUUCUGACAUAAUCAAGAAGUCAUUCGAAGUGGACAAAACAAGAAGUCAAGUGGAGGUUACGCGUUAUAUUACGGAAAAUGGAGUAACUAGAAAAGUAACAACUUACGAAGAUGCAAAAGAAGACGAGAAAGUAAAAACCGACGUUUUUGUCGAUAACAGUGCGUUAGACAUCAAAAACUUGAACGAUGUCCGUACUACACGUGAUAUACGCGAAUACGAUGUGGUAGAUCAUGCUAUCACCGACACCACAAGAAAGGAUACCGUUGUCAGCACAGUUUACGACGAAACCAUCAUUGAUGACAGAAAAACAGUGCGAGACGACAAGACCAUUGUUGAGGAGACCGUCUACAUAGAUGAAACAAAACCUCGACACGCUGGACCCAAAAAACCUGAGAAAAAGGUUGUUAAGGAGCAAUGUAUUUGCGAAAUCUGUACUUGUGGGCGUCACCGUUGCCCACACAACGAUGUCCCGGAGCCAUUGUUCGAUGUGGCGCACACGACGAGCGUGGUAUCCGCAUACAAACAGGAUUACGACGAGAAACACGUCAGUCGUACGACUGCUGUUCAUCAUGAGGACCAUCUCCGGCUUGAAGGCGACUUCCACGAACCUGAGCGACCACAAUGGCAACCCGCCGAACGACCGCGACCUACUAAGCCGGAGGACAAUCUCAAACCUGAGGGUGAAUUCGAAAGGAGGCACCCAGAAGAGUGGCGGCCGGGUGACAGAGCACCAGUAAGGCGUCCGGAAGACAAUCUCAGACCAGAAGGUGAUUUCGAGAAACGUAAGCCCGAAGAAUGGCGACCCGGUGAUCGUGCUCCUGUUCGUCGACCUGAUGAUAAUUUAAAACCCGAAGGAGAAUUUUCUACCCCCGAAAAGGAACCGUGGAGACCUGCAGAAAGACAAAAACCGAGAAAACCUGAAGACAACCUAAAGCCUGAGGGUGAAUUCCAGAAACGUCAACCUGAAGAUUGGCGCCCUGGUGAGAGAGCACCAGUGCGCCGUCCUGAGGAUAAUCUGAAGCCCGAGGGUGACUUCGAAGAUAGAAGGCCUGAUGAAUGGAGGCCUGGUGAAAGAGCUCCUGUGCGUCGUCCUGAGGACAAUUUAAGGCCAGAAGGUGAAUUCGAGAAAAGACGCCCCGAAGAAUGGCGCCCGGGAGACAGAGCUCCCAUCCGGCGUCCAGAUGACAACCUUAAGCCCGAAGGUGACUUCACAACACCUGAAAAAGAAACUUGGAGGCCUGCUGAACGACAGAAACCUACAAAGCCUGUAGAUAAUUUGCGCCCUGAAGGGGAAUUUGAAAAAAGGCGACCUGAUGAAUGGCGUCCUGGAGAUCGCGCCCCUGUUCGACGGCCAGAAGAUAACUUAAGACCCGAGGGAGAGUUUUCUACUCCGGAGAAACAGCCAUGGACACCAGCAGAGAGACAAAAACCGAAAAAACCUGAAGAUAAUCUUCGACCCGAGGGGGAAUUUGAGAAACGUAAGCCUGAAGAAUGGCGCCCCGGUGAAAGAGAAUCUGUUCGACGCCCAGAAGAUAACUUGAAGCCAGAAGGUGAAUUUACAACACCAAAAAAAGACGAAUGGCGACCCGCUGAGAGGCCUCAACAAAAGAAACCUACGGACAAUCUAAAACCUGAAGGUGACUUUGCUCAGCGUCAGCCUAUAGAGUUUGUACCAGCUGAAAAGCCUAUUGUAAAAAGACCGGAAGAUAAUUUACGACCUGAGGGUGAUUUUACUACGACAAGAUCCAUAACAGAUGAUUACAAAGUGGUAACAGGAGAAAGAGCUGAAAUAAUAAGACGUACAGAUAAUAUUAUUAUUGAAGGUGAAUUCACGGAUACUACAACAUCACGAUCUGAAUACGUAAUUAAACCUGUCAACAAACAAAAACCAGUACGCCGAAAUACUUGGACUAAAAUAGAGGGAGACAUGAUUACUGAUACUACCACAAAAUCUGAAUUCAUAGAUUACACUGAUACCAUGGAGAGAACAACUCUGAUUACACGCAAAACAGAUAAUUUAACAAACGAAGGUGAAAUUGAGUUUGUAACCUCAAAUCAAAAUGAUUAUACCGAAAAGAAUACUAUCAUUGAACGUCCACAUCGUCGACGUACUUGGACGAAAGAAGAUUUUGAAAAGUUUUAUUCCACAGAAAAUUUGGAAACUACGACUACAACCCAAGAAGAAUAUAUAAACUAUGAGACAGUUGAUGUGAGACAAAGAAAAAUUAAGCCGGCUGAUAAUUUAAAACCUGAAGGUGAUUUUGAAAAACCAAAAAUAGAAGAAUGGCGUCCGGCUGAAAGACAAACAGCUAAGAGACCACAAGAUAAUUUGAGGCCAGAGGGAGACUUUGCUUCACCUGAAAAGGACGCAUGGCGUCCUGCGGAACGCCCAACCCAAAAACGACCUAAGGAUAAUUUAAGACCAGAAGGAGAAUUUGAGCAACCUAAACAGGAUGAGUGGCGUCCAGCCGAAAGACAAACGCCUAAAAAGCCACAAGAUAACUUGAAACCAGAAGGUGACUUCACAACUCCUGAGAAAGAUCAAUGGCGACCAGCUGAGCGACCAACACAAAAGAGACCAAAAGAUAAUUUGAAACCAGAAGGAGAAUUUGAGCAACCUAAACAAGAUGAGUGGCGUCCAGCCGAAAGGCAAACACCGAAGAAACCACAAGAUAACUUAAAACCAGAGGGUGACUUCACAACUCCAGAAAAAGAUCAAUGGCUUCCAGCAGAACGCCCAACCCAAAAGAAACCAAAGGAUAAUUUAAAACCAGAAGGCGAAUUUGAGCAACCAAAACAAGAUGAGUGGCGUCCAGCUGAACGUCAAAUGCCUAAAAAACCACAAGAUAAUUUGAAACCGGAAGGUGACUUUACUUCACCAGAAAAGGACGAAUGGCGCCCGGCGGAACGCCCAACCCAAAAGAGACCUAAGGAUAAUUUAAGACCAGAAGGAGAAUUUGAGCAACCAAAACAAGAUGAGUGGCGUCCAGCUGAAAGACAAACACCUAAGAAACCACAAGACAACCUCAAACCUGAAGGUGAAUUCACGACACCAGAAAAAGAUCAAUGGAGACCCGCUGAACGCCCUAUACAAAGAAGACCUCAAGAUAAUUUAAAACCAGAGGGUGAAUUUGAGCAACCAAAACAUGAUGAGUGGCGUCCAGCUGAAAGACAAACACCUAAGAGACCACAAGAUAAUUUGAGACCAGAGGGUGACUUUGAACAGCCUAAACAAGAUCAAUGGCGACCAGCUGACCGGCCAACUCAAAAGAGACCAAAAGAUAAUUUAAGACCAGAAGGCGAAUUUGAGCAACCAAAGCAAGAUGAAUGGCGUCCAGCUGAAAGACAAACACCCAAGAAACCACAAGAUAAUUUAAGACCAGAGGGCGAAUUCACAACUCCUGAAAAAGAUCAAUGGAGACCAGCUGAACGACCAACUCAAAGAAGACCAAAAGAUAAUUUGAAACCAGAAGGAGAAUUUGAGCAACCAAAGCAAGAUGAGUGGCGUCCAGCUGAAAGACAAACACCCAAGAAACCACAAGAUAAUUUAAGACCGGAAGGUGAAUUCACGACUCCCGAUAAAGAUCAAUGGCGUCCAGCCGAGAGACCCACUCAAAAGAAGCCAAAGGAUAAUCUUAAACCUGAAGGUGAAUUUGAGCAACCUAAACAAGAUGAAUGGCGUCCAGCCGAGCGGCAAAGACCUCAAAAGCCUCAAGAUAAUUUGAAACCUGAAGCUGAAAGACAAACACCCAAGAAACCACAAGAUAAUUUAAGACCAGAGGGCGAAUUCACAACUCCUGAAAAAGAUCAAUGGAGACCAGCUGAACGACCAACUCAAAGUAGACCAAAAGAUAAUUUGAAACCAGAAGGAGAAUUUGAGCAACCUAAACAAGAUGAGUGGCGUCCAGCUGAAAGACAAACACCCAAGAAACCACAAGAUAAUUUAAGACCGGAAGGUGAAUUCACAACUCCCGAUAAAGAUCAAUGGCGUCCAGCCGAGAGACCCACUCAAAAGAAGCCAAAGGAUAAUCUUAAACCUGAAGGUGAAUUUGAGCAACCUAAACAAGAUGAAUGGCGUCCAGCCGAGAGGCAAAGACCUCAAAAGCCUCAAGAUAAUUUGAAACCUGAAGGUGAAUUUGAACAGCCUAAACAAGAUGAGUGGCGUCCAGCUGAAAGACAAACACCUAAAAAGCCACAAGACAACCUCAAACCUGAAGGUGAUUUCACGACACCAGAAAAAGAUCAAUGGAGACCUGCUGAACGCCCAAUACAAAGGAGACCUCAAGAUAAUUUAAAACCAGAAGGUGAAUUUGAGCAACCUAAACAAGAUGAGUGGCGUCCAGCUGAAAGACCAACACCUAAGAGACCACAAGAUAACUUAAGACCAGAAGGCGAAUUCACAACUCCUGAAAAAGAUCAAUGGCGACCAGCUGAACGACCAACUCAAAGGAGACCAAAAGAUAAUUUGAAACCAGAAGGAGAAUUUGAGCAACCUAAACAAGAUGAGUGGCGUCCAGCCGAAAAACAAACACCUAAGAAACCGCAAGACAAUUUAAGACCGGAAGGUGAAUUCACAACUCCCGAUAAAGAUCAAUGGCGUCCAGCCGAGAGACCCACUCAAAAGCGUCCGAAGGAUAAUCUUAAACCUGAAGGUGAAUUUGAGCAACCUAAACAAGUUGAGUGGCGUCCUGCCGAGAGGCAAAGACCUCAAAAGCCACAAGAUAAUCUUAAACCAGAAGGUGAAUUUGAGCAACCUAAACAAGAUGAGUGGCGUCCAGCCGAAAGACAAACACCUAAGAAACCGCAAGACAAUUUAAGACCGGAAGGUGAAUUCACAACUCCCGAUAAAGAUCAAUGGAGACCAGCUGAACGACCGAUUCAAAGGAGACCAAAAGAUAAUUUGAAACCUGAAGGUGAAUUUGAGCAGCCUAAACAAGAUGAGUGGCGUCCAGCCGAAAGACAAACACCUAAGAAACCACAAGACAAUUUAAGACCGGAAGGUGAAUUCACAACUCCCGAUAAAGAUCAAUGGCGUCCAGCCGAGAGACCCACUCAAAAGCGCCCGAAGGAUAAUCUUAAACCUGAAGGUGAAUUUGAGCAACCUAAACAAGAUGAGUGGCGUCCUGCCGAGAGGCAAAGACCUCAAAAGCCACAAGAUAAUCUUAAACCAGAAGGUGAAUUUGAACAGCCUAAACAAGAUCAAUGGCGACCAGCUGAGCGGCCAACUCAAAAGAGACCAAAAGAUAAUUUGAAACCAGAAGGAGACUUUGAGCAACCUAAACAUGAUGAGUGGCGUCCAGCUGAAAGACAAACACCUAAGAAACCACAAGAUAAUUUGAGACCAGAAGGCGACUUUACAACUCCUGAAAAAAGUCAAUGGCGACCAGCUGAGCGGCCAACUCAAAAGAAGCCUAAGGAUAAUCUUAAACCUGAAGGUGAAUUUGAGAAACCUAAACAAGAUGAGUGGCGUCCAAGCAGACAGACAAAAACCUCAAAAGCCACAAGA
Iphiclides podalirius (scarce swallowtail) is the source of this 8010-nucleotide messenger RNA. The record is from the annotation of a GenBank genome assembly. Lineage: Eukaryota; Metazoa; Arthropoda; Insecta; Lepidoptera; Papilionidae.